Messenger RNA from Trichogramma pretiosum, 1548 nucleotides. RefSeq names its product tetraspanin-33. The transcript has 5 exons. The record is from RefSeq and is a predicted model, not a curated record. Lineage: Eukaryota; Metazoa; Arthropoda; Insecta; Hymenoptera; Trichogrammatidae. Gene Ontology annotation, biological process: protein localization to plasma membrane; protein maturation. Gene Ontology annotation, cellular component: membrane. Bases 306 to 1142 code for a protein of 278 amino acids.
UCGAGUGACAAACACCAAAUCCCUAUUAUAUUUGUUGUUUGUAAAGUUCAUUAUUCGUGGGUUGUGAACACGCUACAUUUAUAUAGCUCAUCAGUUUCAUGCAUACAUUUAAUGAUUUGAUCCUAUAGUAGUUCAAAUAAUAAGCAAAAUGUUCGGAUUUACAACCUGAACAUUUUUUUUGUAACAACAGUUGAAUUCAACAAUUUUGCCAAAGUGUGCAUUUUGUAAAUAUGAACUUGCAUCAAUUAAGGGUUAUAAUUUUCUCAUAAUUAAUUAAGAACAUUAAAGACCUCAAAAUCGCUGCCAUGAAUAGCCGAAGAAGAGCAAGUAAUUUCACUUAUGUGAGCCCCUGUGUUAAAUACAUGAUUUUCAUGUUAAACUUCAUAUUUUGGCUUUUUGGUGGUUUAUUAAUUGGAGUUGGCCUUUAUGCUUUUGUUGACAAAUGGCAUAUGACUGGAUCUGUGAGAGUUGAAAAUGUUUAUGAUAUUGUUCUAAACAUAUCUCUUGUCAUGAUCAUAGCAGGAGCUGUGGUUUUUGUCGUUAGUUUUGCUGGAUUUGUUGGUGCUCUGCGAGAAAAUACCUGUCUUUUGAAGUUUUAUUCUCUAUGUCUGCUGAUUUUCUUUCUUCUGGAAAUGGGAGUAGCAAUUGUGGGAUUUGUAUUUCCACAUUCAUUGCAAUCAAUAUUGGAGGAAUCAUUUACCGAUAAAAUCAUACAAACUUAUAGAGAUGAUCCAGAUUUACAAAAUUUCAUUGAUUUUGGACAGAAGAAAUUCAAAUGUUGCGGAUUAAGUCAAGGUGGUUAUAUGGAUUGGAGUAAAAAUGAAUACUUCAAUUGCUCUAGCUUACUUAGUACAGAACGUUGCGGAGUACCCUUUUCUUGCUGUAUCAAUGCGACUAAUAUUGCCAGUGGCCUUGUCAACAAUAUGUGUGGAUACAGCAUUCAAAAUACUCCUGUUUCAGAAGCAAGUAAAAAAGUAUGGACGAGUGGAUGCAUUGAAAUAGUUCGAGCUUGGGCCGAACGAAAUUUAUAUACAAUUGCCGGUAUUGCUUUAGGGAUUGCUUUGAGCCAAUUAUUUGUGAUUUACCUUGCCAAAACUUUAGAGGGUCAAAUUGAGUUACAAAAAUCUCGAUGGCAUUCUUGAGAAAGAUUAAAAUACUAGAUGAAAUAAUUCAUUGAUUUUGUAAUCUCCAAAAGAUUGUGUAGUCGUUGCAAACUUAUAUUUUUAAUAUUUACACAUUUUGUAUUUUUUUUUUAAAAAUUUUAUAUUUCAUAAAUACAAUUAUUUUAUAUGAGUGAAACUAUUCGAUAAUUGUUAUAAGUAUGUGACAUUUAGUUUAAAAUAAUUUGAGAUCAUUUCUUCUUGAAAUAUGAGGUAUUAUACUGUUAAUUAAAUUAAUAGAACGCAGUAGCUCACUUUUGACCUUGACUUCUUGUCAAGAAUAAUCUACAUUUUUAGCCUUGUCUGACUGGAUAAAUAAUGACUGUAAAAAAUUUUUCCAAAUAAAUUAAUUUUACAUUAAUCUUAAAUAAAAAAGUCUGAUGCAAAC